Molecule: messenger RNA, 1869 nt
Organism: Brachypodium distachyon (stiff brome)
Lineage: Eukaryota; Viridiplantae; Streptophyta; Magnoliopsida; Poales; Poaceae
Exons: 3
Coding region: 89-1597 (502 amino acids)
Source: RefSeq, a predicted model, not a curated record
CUGCCAAACCGGAGCCAGCUCACCAUUCCCAUUUCCAAAUCCUCCUCUCCGCUCGCCCGCGACCGCUCCAGCCUCCAGGCCAGCAACGAUGGCGGCCUCGAGGGCGGAGGAGAUCGUCCUGGAGGCCGUGCGGAGCGACCUCACCCCGGAGCCAUGCGCGACGCAGUCCCUCCGCCGCCCGCUCGUCCGCCUCCUCCCGCGCGCCGCCGCCAGCCAAGCCAACUGGCGCGCCCUCCCGCGCCCCGCCGUCUCCGCGCUCUUCCUCCACCUCCCGGUGCUCGACCUCUUCCGCCUCGGCCACCUCUUCACCCCGCGCUGGCUCGAGGUCUGGCGCGGCGACCCGUUCGAGGUCCACGACGCGCAGUUCGCGCGCCUCCCCAUCCCGCGCUCCCGCGUCGCCGACGCCAUCGGAACCGUGCUCGACAUGUACCUCGCCGCCGCCGAAGAAGACGAGGACGUCGAGGGAGGAACCUAUGGCGCGGUGGGGCACGGGCGCGUCAAGUCCUUCCGCGUGGAGUCCACGGAGUGGCGCGCCGAACACGCCGCCCGCUGGUGCGCGGCGCUCCAGAGGGGCGGAGCGUUCGAGGUCGUCCUCUUCAACCGCGGCUUCUCCGGGGACCCUCCCGUCCUCGCCCCCGUCCCGCGGGGCCUCCGCGAGUGCGUCAGCCUCCGGGUCCUCCACCUCGGCUUCUUCACCGUCGAGGCCGGGGAGCUCGACGCGCUCGCCAGAGCCAUCCAGCUCGGGCUCCACGGCUGCGCGUGCCGCCCCGGCGUGGUCGAGGGCGUCGUCGCCGGGUGCAGGCAGCUGGAGAAGCUCUGGGUCCACGACGGCUCGCUGGAGCACGUCGCCGUCAGGUCAUCGCCCCAGCUCUGGCGCCUCUCGAUGCUCCGGACCGCAUCCCGCAGCCUCACCGUCGACGACGCCCCGCUCCUCCAGGUGAUCUUCCCGGGCUCUGCGGCCACGCUCCGCAUCAGCCGAUUGCCGAUGCUGCGCAGGCUCCUGUGCCUCGACCUCGCCAACACCUCCCUCGAGAUCAAAGGCGACCAGGUUGAUAGUCGUCCUCCCCCCCGUAUCGGGUGUUGGCAGGUUCCGGAUUAUAGGCAGCAGGAUGUGCGGCCGAAGAUGCGGUCAGUGGUCAUGCUCAGGCUAAUCGUGGACUACGCAGAGCUGGGCGCCAUGACGCCGCUGGCUGUGGAGGAGACGCUCAGGCGUUUCCCUCGCGUGAGCUCUCUGUUCAUCCAGCGCAAGAAGGACGUCACGGAGGCGGAAGGGCUGGCCUCCAUCACGGACCCGCACUACCUGGACCUCUUCCGCGGCGUCGAGUGCGUGGGCCGUACUCUCCAGUGCAUAACUCUCCUCAACUUCCAGGGCGGCAAGAUCGAGAUGGCGCUCGCCAAGGCGAUCCUGGCCACGGCCAAGGCGCUGGGCACCAUCGUGCUCACGCACGACGACGACCGCCCCGGCAUCGCGGACGCGCUCCUGGAGGCGGACCAAGCGCUCGACCAGAGCCCCCGGAACUGCAACAAUCCGCUGCUCCCGCUCCGUAUCGUCCAUCAGACCAUGUCCGGCUUCGAAUACAAUGCGCGACUGGGGUAACAGGAUUUUUGGUUAAUUAGCUAGGUCCUAGUACUGGAAUUAUUGCCGAUAAGGAGAUGAAACUGGAGACGCUUUCGGGGUGAACGUAGCGUGGUUUUUUCAGAUACCGGCUAACGACUGUUCAAGAUCGAUUGCUUUGAUUGCUGGCUGGAGUGCUAAAUAUGUUCGAUCCAUUGGAUGGAUGAUUUAAGCACCCAUGCACUUCAUAUAAUUUAGAGGAACACAUUCAGAUGAAGUUCGAUCGAUUGGAUGGAUGAUUUAUGCAACCAAAA